CCCGCUUCGUUCUCUGUACAAAUUUCUUCGAAACAAAGAAAACUUGAUUCGUUUGCAGGUGGUAAAAAAGAGAAAUCAUGGCCGCUGAACUAGUCUUUGGCAUCCACACUGUUGAUUCAUGGACUCAGCAGCUCAAUAAUGCGAAGGAGUCCAAACAACUGGUUGUUGUGGACUUUACGGCUACUUGGUGUGGUCCUUGCCGUAUUAUUGCCCCAAUCUUUUCAGAGUUAGCCAAGAAAUUCACUAAUGUCAUCUUCUUGAAGGUUGAUGUGGAUGAACUGAGGACUGUUGCUGAGGAGUGGUCUGUGGAGGCAAUGCCAACUUUCAUUUUCUUGAAAGAAGGCAAAUUAGUGCACAAGAUUGUGGGUGCCCGGAAGGAUGAACUAGUGCAGGUGGUAGAAAAGCUUGCAACUGAAACUGCCUCUGCUUGAUGCAUGAGGAGUGCUGUGGGUUUCUUAGUUGUUUCUAAAUAAGAAAACUAUUAUCUAAAACAUGUCUUAUGUGUUUGUGUGCUGCUACAUAUAACUCUGUAUUUGGGUAAUGUUGGACUGUAAGUAGAAUGCCUUUGAACAGUGGUUCCUUUGGCAUCCAAUUUAUGGUGACACUGUCCUGUAUGGCUUUGUUAUGUUAAAGGCUUGAUUCAGUGUUUUUUCUUUCUGGUUGUGUAAAUAAGAUCGCCCUAGCUAUUCUUG
This is a messenger RNA of Tripterygium wilfordii, 692 nucleotides long. Its product is annotated as thioredoxin H-type-like. Gene Ontology annotation, molecular function: protein-disulfide reductase activity. The transcript is spliced from 3 exons. The record is from RefSeq and is a predicted model, not a curated record. Bases 78 to 431 code for a protein of 117 amino acids. Lineage: Eukaryota; Viridiplantae; Streptophyta; Magnoliopsida; Celastrales; Celastraceae.